Molecule: messenger RNA, 1620 nt
Organism: Ficedula albicollis (Collared flycatcher)
Lineage: Eukaryota; Metazoa; Chordata; Aves; Passeriformes; Muscicapidae
Product: tumor necrosis factor receptor superfamily member 1B
Biological process (GO): negative regulation of neuroinflammatory response; positive regulation of oligodendrocyte differentiation; regulation of T cell cytokine production
Cellular component (GO): membrane
Molecular function (GO): tumor necrosis factor receptor activity; tumor necrosis factor binding
Source: RefSeq, a predicted model, not a curated record
AUGGACUUCCAUGGUCCCGCUCGGUAUUGCAGGAAUGGGGCUGAAGGGACCGGUACACACAGAGCCCAGCGCUGCUCGAUCCCGGCUCUGAUCCCGGCUCUGAUCCCGGCUCUGAUCCCGGAGCUGCUCCCGGCUCUGCUCCCGGCUCUGCUACCGGCUCUGAUCCCGGCUCUGAUCCCGGCUGUGUUACCGGCUCUGAUCCCGGCUGUGUUACCGGCUCUGAUCCCGGCUCUGAUCCCGGCGCUGCUCCCGGCACUGACCGACGCCGCGGCCGAGCGGGAAUAUUCAUUACCUUAUACGCCACAGUUUGCACAAUGCAACGAUCCCAGGACUGAAUUCUAUGAUGAAGAACUUAAUAAAUGUUGCAGCCAGUGCCCUCCAGGUCAGUACAGGACAGGGAGCUGCAGUCACACUGUGGACACCAAGUGCAGGCCCUGCAGACCUAAAACGUACACAGCCGUCUGGAAUCGUUCUCCACUGUGCUUUGCCUGCUCACCACCCUGCAGGAAAGGGCUUGUACAGAAUCAAACAUGCACGAGGUCCCAGGACAGAGUCUGCAGCUGCCCACCCCACAAGUACUGUGUUUCCAAGCUAGACCAGUACUGCGAGCUGUGCAGAGUCCAUAAAAAAUGUGGCAAAGGUUACCGGGUUUCCAGAAAAGGAACAGCCAGCACAGACACAGAAUGUAAACCUUGUCCUCCUGGCACGUUCUCCCCUGAGGAGUCCUACAACACCAGCUGUACACCCCACACCAUUUGUAAAUCAGUGGCUGUUCCUGGCAACAGCAGGAAUGACACUGUUUGUAGUGACUCAGGAACAGCCACAGUUCUGUCUCACACCAUUCUGAACCUGCUUCUGACCCAAAGCUCAGAUUCCCACAAACCUGAAAUAAUAACUCAACCUGUCAUGUUAAACUCUGUACCUGACCUCUCCCACAUCACUGGAGCAGUAGCAGGGCCAUUGUUAUUGGUCCUGAUAAUUGCUGUUUUGGGGUACUGCUUAGUCUCAAAAAAAAAAGCCCUUGGGUACUCUGCACCAGCUACAGAAGCAGAUUUGCCUUCUGCCCCUCCAGAAAAACAGUGUGACGAAAAAGUGAGAGAUACAGAAUUGCAGAACUCCAGGAGCUCUGAACAGGAGCAACAGCAUCUCUCGGAAGCUUCUGGGUCCAGCAGUAGCAUCCUGAAUAAUCCAACUGGAUCUGCAAGCAUCAGUGUAUUAAGUAAAAACAAUCAUGAAAAGAAAAACCCAGGAGGAUUUCAGCAGCAACAUUCACCUCGAGAAGGUUCUCAACUUCAGAGUGGAGACAGACACAGCUCUGUGAGUUCAGAACAUUCUGGUAAUGAAGGAACACAGGUGAAUGUGAUGUGCAUUGUUAAAUUCUGUAACCCAGACUGCAGCUCCCAGUGCCUUGAGCAGACUCAUUCAACUGGCAGGGAUUAUGGACACACUCCCUGUUAUUCCCCAACAGGGGGAGAAACCCUGCUUUCAAAAGAAGAAAACACCUUAAAAAAAGAAACUGAAAUUCAGAUUGCAGUGGAAAAUGAGGACAAUUUACUUCAAGACUUACUCCAGAAGGAGGUUCCUCUGGGUAUUCAGGAUGCUGGGAUGAAAACCAGUUAA